UAUUGAUUUGAUCAUUUGUUCUUUAACUGUCCGUAGGGGGGCCAACUGCGUUACAAGAGUGAAACCUGUUGCCUACAUUACCCAUAAUGCAGCUUGGCCACCGAGUGAAAUCACCGGAAUCGUUUUAUCAGCGUCCUUAUCUAAGACUCGAGAAAGCCUCCCGUUUUGCUGUAUCUCUUGAAGCUACCCGGUACCGGCCGCUAGGUGGAGCUGUAAAGUAACGUGUGCCCGGUGCUACACAGGCGCCAGCACCGUGUGGCCUCUGCUCCAGCUCAAACAGAGCCCAGCCCCCCACACGCCAAACCAGCCUGCCUCGGCUCAACAAGGGGAGGGAUGCGCGGCUGUUGCUGAAGCUCCUACUCGCGCUGCUGGCGUUUUACCUACGUCGUACUGAAGCAACAGUCACCGGGCAGUUUCUUUGACGUCUUCUGGGAUGUUGCCACUACACACGACUGGCCUGUUGAGAAGGUGUUUCCGUAGCUUUCCUUGUACCAGCGUUAGCUAACACAGCUAGGCACAAAGACGUCCAGUCAGCUUCUAGCCGUUGUUAGCUAACGGCAACUAGCUUGCUAACAACACAACCGGUGAGGACGAGCACAUCCUUGCGAAGUCAUACGCGGGUUAAUCUGUGCCGACCCGCUCCGUGGGCUAUGUUGGCUGCUUCGUGAGAGAGAUUCGCCUGUGACUUGAAUCGAGUGGUCGUAUUAGCAGUCGACACUCAUGUCUAGGACACUUCGAGCAACAUAUCUGCAUUGCUGGGUCGUUGGCUGCAUGAUCUUCAGCUAGCCACGGCAGAGCGUCGGUCUUGGAGGGAUGGUGGCAGUAGCAAAACAAGCUAACUCCGUCUGAGUGCAAGAAGUGAGGAAACACUACAGCCGAGUGGGAGUUUUUGGUUUUGUUUAUGUUAAUUGCAAUUCCGGGGUGGAUGACGGGAGGACCGACCUGACAACCCUUGAACGCUGUCGGAGCUGAAACUGGGAAUAUCGCUAACAGAUCGAAGGGAUUAUUGUUGUGCCUCUAAGUGGAUUUCGGCCUCCCGUUCAGGAUCGUCGUGGGAACACAGUAAGUGAUUUGACAUUGAGUGAGCCCACUCCCUCAAAAAAAAAAAAAAGACCCGCUCUCCCCUCGCCGACCUUCAUCCUCCGAUGCGGAGAUUUCAGUAGCACCGGCAACCAAAUCCCCCCACGGCGGCCGGAGAUGCUGAAGUGUAUCCCCCUGUGGCGCUGCAACCGCCACGUCGAGUCGGUGGACAAGCGGCAUUGCAGCUUGCAGACAGUCCCUGAUGAGGUGUACCGCUACAGUCGCAGCCUGGAAGAGCUUCUCCUCGAUGCCAAUCAACUCAAAGAGCUACCAAAGCCUUUCUUCAGACUACUGAACCUCCGGAAGCUCGGCCUGAGUGACAAUGAGAUCCAGAGACUCCCUCCUGAGGUGGCUAACUUCAUGCAGCUGGUGGAACUGGACAUCUCCAGAAAUGACAUUCCUGAGAUCCCUGAGAGCAUUAAGUUCUGCAGGGCUUUGGAGAUUGCAGACUUCAGUGGAAACCCCCUGUCCAGAUUGCCAGAUGGCUUCACUCAACUCCGAGCGCUGGCUCACUUGGCACUCAACGACGUGUCAUUGCAGACGUUGCCCAACGACAUUGGGAACCUAGCCAACCUGGUGACGUUGGAGCUCAGGGAGAACCUGCUGAAGUCUCUGCCCACGUCGCUCUCUUUCCUGGUGAAACUGGAACAGCUGGACCUGGGCAGCAAUGAACUGGAAGUUUUGCCGGAUACCCUUGGUGCUCUCCCCAACCUGAGGGAGCUAUGGCUGGACCGUAACCAGUUGUCCUCAUUACCACCAGAGCUGGGGAACCUCCGGAGACUGGUGUGUCUGGAUGUGUCAGAGAAUCAUCUGGAGGAGCUUCCCUCAGAGCUAAACGGCCUUCUGGCUCUCACUGACCUGCUGCUCACACAGAACCUGCUGGAGGUCGUCCCAGACAGCAUAGGCUGCCUGAAACAGCUGUCCAUCUUAAAGGUGGACCAGAACAGACUGACCGACCUCACUGAUUCAAUAGGAGAGUGUGAAAACCUCACAGAACUCGUCUUGACAGAGAAUCUUUUACAGUCACUUCCUCGCUCGCUGGGCAAGCUGAAGAAGCUGACCAACCUGAAUGUAGACCGCAACCGUUUGGGCAGCGUGCCCAAAGAGCUGGGCGGCUGUGCCAGCCUCAACGUUCUCUCUCUGAGAGACAACCGUCUGGGAAAACUGCCUGCUGAGCUUGCAGAUGCCACUGAGCUGCAUGUGCUGGAUGUAGCUGGAAACAGAUUACAAAACCUGCCUUUCGCUUUGACAAACCUCAAUCUGAAGGCCAUGUGGCUCGCAGAGAACCAGUCACAGCCGAUGCUCAAGUUCCAAACAGAGGACGACGAGCGAACAGGAGAGAAGGUGUUGACCUGCUAUUUACUACCCCAGCAGCCUUCUCCAAGCCUAGAGAACUUGUUGCAGAACAGUGUGGAUGACAGUUGGACAGACAGUAACCUGAACCGAGUGUCAGUCAUUCAGUUCCAGGAGGAGACCAAAGCUGAGGAGGAGGAUGAUGAGGCUGCUGCAGAGCGCAGAGGCCUUCAGCGAAGAGCCACACCGCACCCGAGUGAACUGAAGGUGAUGAAGAAAGUGAUCGAGGAGAGGAGGAAUGAGGCCUAUACAUCCAGACCUGAUGGAGAAGAAGAGGGCCUUGAUGCACAGGAGAAGCGGCUCAGUGACCUGUCCAAUCAGAGCCAUGACUCUCAGGUCUCUAAUAGCACACUAUCAGCCACCUCUCACGAGGACAGACACAACACUGCUGCUGUCACACGGAGGGAGGAUCUCAUAGAUGGCCACUCUCCUCAGGAGGAGGAAGAGCUGGAUGAGAUGGAGGUGGAGUACAUUGAGCCCACUGUGCACUUUGCCGAGGAGCCCAUUAUCCGUGGCGGGGAUGAGGAAGAUGAGGAGGACGGUGAAGAUGGCGAGAGGAGCGAAGAGGAAGACGAGAGGCCUGCCUUUCCCAUGGAGAAGCAGCGUCUUAUUAGGAAAGACACGCCACACUACAAGAAGCACUUCAAGAUCACCAAGCUGCCCAAGCCCGAGGCGGUGGCCGCGUUGCUGCAGGGCUUCAGUCCGGAUGGCCUUAACUCCCCGACACAGGCCACCCAGGACGAGCAGGACGAGGAGGAAGACGAUGUUCUGUGCACCCCUCAGCACCAUCACAGAAUGGAGGAGCUUGGGGACAGUCGGCUCCAGGUCAACAGCAGUCAAGUCAAGGGGGUGUCAUUUGAUCAAGUCAAUAAUCUGCUGAUUGAACCUGCUCGAAUUGAGGAGGAAGAGCACACCCUGAACAUCCAGCGACAAACAGGCGGACUGGGUAUCAGCAUUGCAGGAGGGAAAGGAUCUACACCUUACAAAGGAGAUGACGAGGGAAUCUUCAUCUCCAGAGUUUCUGAGGAGGGUCCUGCAGCCAGAGCAGGGGUGAAAGUGGGAGACAAACUCCUAGAGGUCAAUGGAGUGGACCUCCAUGAGGCAGAACAUCACACAGCAGUUGAAGCUCUCCGUAGCUCCGGCGCCACAGUUUCCAUGACGGUGCUGCGGGAGCGUAUGGUGGAGCCAGAGAACGCCAUCACUACAACGCCGCUGAGGCCGGAGGAUGACUAUUUCCCACGGGAGAGACGGAGCAGCGGACUUGCCUUCAACUUGGAGACAACUCCUAGCGGGCCCCACCAGCGGCUCUCCACCUGCCUGAUCCGAAACGACAAGGGGCUGGGAUUCAGCAUCGCAGGGGGCAAAGGCUCCACACCCUACCGUACUGGAGACACGGGAAUCUACAUCUCUCGCAUCGCAGACGGAGGAGCAGCACACAGAGACAGCACACUGCAUGUUGGCGACAGGGUGAUCUCUAUCAAUGGUGUAGACAUGACAGAGGCCAGGCAUGACCAGGCAGUAGCGCUCCUUACCGGCACCUCCCCCACCAUCGCCCUCCUGGUGGAGCGAGACCCGAACGCACCAGGGGGCUCUCCAGGUCAAUCCCGGGCACGAGCCCACUCCCCUCCACCCCCAGAACCCUCAGAUUCACCCGACCAGGAGGAGGAGGGCCUCCUUCACGGGAACCACCUGAACCAAAUGGAGGACGAGUAUCCCAUCGAGGAAGUGACCCUGGUGAAGUCAGGUGGCCCUCUAGGCCUGAGCAUCGUAGGAGGUAGUGAUCAUGCCAGUCACCCUUUCGGCGUAAAUGAACCCGGGGUUUUUAUCUCAAAGGUGAUUCCUCACGGUCUUGCAUGCCAAAGUGGACUGCGUGUUGGUGACCGAAUAUUAGAAGUGAACGCCAUCGACCUGCGUCACGCCACCCACCAGGAAGCCGUGCGAGCCCUGCUGGCCAACAAGCAGGAAAUCCGUAUGUUAGUGCGGAGGGACCCAUCACCACCCGGGAUGCAGGAAAUUUUGAUCCAGAAACAGCCAGGGGAGAAGCUUGGCAUCAGUAUUCGUGGAGGGGCCAAAGGUCAUGCAGGAAACCCGUUUGACCCAACAGAUGAAGGCAUCUUCAUCUCUAAGGUGAGUUCCAGCGGUGCCGCAGCGAGAGACGGCAGGCUGCAGGUUGGCAUGCGUAUCCUGGAAGUGAACAACCACAGUCUGCUGGGGAUGACGCAUACGGAGGCAGUACGAGUCCUCCGUGCUGUAGGAGACACCCUGGGCAUGCUGGUGUGUGACGGCUUUGACCCACAGAAAGUGGCUGCUGUGGAGUCUUCUCCUGGCAUCAUUGCCAACCCGUUUGCAACAGGCAUCGUCCGUAAGAACAGCAUGGAAAGCAUCUCUUCUAUAGACCGAGACCUGAGUCCAGAGGAGAUCGACAUCAUGCAGAAGGAAUCUGAGAUGGUGAGAGAGACAUCGCAGUGGGAGCGAGAAGAGAUGGAGAAAGUGGAGCGAAUGCGAUUGGAGCGAGAGGAGGCAACUCGCCUGCUAGAAGAGGAGACUGAGAACAUUGGCACUGGACCUCUAAAACUUGACUACAAAACCCUGGCGGCACUGCCCACCACCAGUCUGCAGAAACUCAACAGGGCGCCUUCCUCUGAUUACACCAGGACGGAGAGCCCGAUCAGGGAAGCUCCGUACUCUCCUACUAUCCAACCGGCAAACAUUCAUUACAGCUCCACUCCUACUGCCAAGGAUGACACGUCAUCAUCAACGCGACCGGGUGCCAUCCAGCCAGUCGGGCGCGUGCGGCAGACCUCCUCCCCUGCCACCCCGGACGGCCACAGUCCGAACCCUUUCCAGCAUGGCCCCUCCCCCUUCAACUCCCAGACCUCUCCUCGCGCCCCCUCCCCCACCUCGCCCGACGAGUUCCCCAUGAAUGUCAAGCAGGCAUACAAGGCGUUUGCCGCCGUGCCUCGCUCACUGGCAGUGCUGGAGCCGCCGCAGGACCUGUACAGUGUGAGGAACAAUUUCCACCCAAAGCAGCCAUCUCCAGAGCCUGAGUUGAUCAACGAGGUGUUUGAUGAUGACAUAGAGGGUAAGGGUCUGGCCGGCAAGCUCUCUCCCCGUCGGGAGUAUUUGAACCUGGCAGCAGUGCCUCGCUUCUCCAGGCCGUCCAUGGAGCUGCAGUUCCUGCAGAGUCCUUCUCCUAGUGGUAAGGCCAGCCCAGAGCAGCGCUCUUUCAGGGACCGACAGAAGUAUUUUGAGAUUGACGUGAAGCAGCAGACACCAGAAAAACCCAAACCUCGGGUAUCUCUUGUUGGAGAAGAUGACCUCAAGAAAAUGAGAGAGGAAGAAGAGAGGAAGUUUGAGCAGCGAGCGCGGGAGUAUUUGUUGGAUGAAGAUGAUGAGGAUGAUGAGGAGGACCUGGCUAAGCAGGUAGCGCAGAUGAAGGCCUCUGGCAAAGUGUUGCUGGAUGGCGUGGAGUACAAGGUGGAGCCAGUAUCCACCCCGACGCAGCACUGCUCCACCCCACCAAGCUACAAUGUCACACCACCCAGCUAUUGUGGCAGCUCAGGGCCUUCCUCUGUUGAUGGCAAAGGAGACUCUCAGAGGAAUUCACUGGAGGACAGCUUCAGGCUGGAGCAGAGGCCCAACUCAAUGACUGGUUUGAUCCCAAUGUACCAAGCGGACUCGUCGGCCCCCAUCCGCACAGCCAAAGCAGAGCGCAGACAUCAAGAGAGACUUCGUAUGCAGAGCCCCGAGCUGGCUGUGGCCCCUGACAAGGACCUGUCCCCUGCAGAGAAACGAGCUCUGGAGGCUGAGAAGAGAGCCAUGUGGAGGGCAGCACGGCCCUAUGGCCUAGAGGAGGAUGUUAAGCAGUAUGAGCAGGACCUGGCUAAGAGGCUCUACCAGGCCCGAGUGAGGGCAUCUCAGGGCACGCCCGAGGCCCCCCAGCCCCCCACCUCCUCUACCUCCUCCUCUGCAGCCUCCCAGCUCAGAAUGAAGUCUCUGGAGCAGGAUGCACUGAAAGCUCAGAUGGUCAUCGCCAAGUCUCGGGACGGGAAGAAACGCGGCACACUAGACCAGCUGACGGAGUCGCCCUCGCCUGCCCCCACACCUUCACCAACACCCGUGGAAGAGCUCAGUCCUCGAGGACUAACCUCUCCAGGCAGGCUGUCCCUGUCGUCAAAGAAGUUUGACUACCGACAGUUUGCUGCCAUUCCUUCUUCCAAACCCGUAUACGACAUCCAGUCCCCCGACACAGUCGAUGACUUGCAGUUCAUCGACGACGGCUCCAGUAACCCAGGGCCCGCUGCGAGCCCUGAGGCUGAGGUAACCACCGCGCUGCCUGCCACCUCAGCCCUGGAGGAGAUGGCUUUAUACAGCAACAAGCGCAAACUGAGGCAGGGCCGCCGCAGCCUGGAAACCGCUGUGCCCACGUAACACACCUCCCACCGAGAGAAGAAAUCUGAAGACACGUUUAAAUACACUGUGGAACACUGGUAACAUGUGGGUGCAUCCACGGGAGGUGCAGAGUCACUAAACACUACAGUGACAGUAGAGCCUGAUUUACUCUACCAUAUAUAACCACUGCAGAGACUACGAUAGUCACCACACAUACACACUCACUUAUAUCCUGCGUGCCAGUCUUGCCUAUACAGUCUGUGGAUGAGUUGGCAAGUCACUCAACAGUCCUUAAAGGGCGAGGAAAAGCUAGUGUGGGUAGAUAGGAUUGCUUCUUACAGAUCAUUCUUCUUUUUUUUGUUCCACACUUGGUUUACCUGGUAGAAGCUGAUCGAUUUUAAAAAAAGGAGUGAUCGAAGGUUUUAGUUUUUUUAAUUGUUUUCGCACCUCGAAUGAUUUUGCUGUUUAAAAAAAAACAAAAAAAAAAACACACAUACUGGAAGAGAAAAGAAAUGGGUCAUAGCUAUACUAACGAUAUUUUUUAGGCUUUCAGUGAAUAGAUUGUAAAAUGUCAGGGCUUUCUUGAGCGGACAGGAGUGUAUAUAUUAAUCGAGGAGGGAACAUCCUGCUACCUUCACAGUCACAUUGUGGAGAGCUUUUUAAAGAAAACAAUACAUAUCUUUCUCUUUUUUUGCACUGCCACUGAUCAGCUUUUUACAAUGUAUAUCUUUAGUAAUUUAUUGUUUUUAUGCUUUUACUCAAAUUGAAGGCCUUCUUUUUUAACCCAUCCACUUCUUUUGGGCAUACAGAACACAAAAGAUGCUUAUAUAACUUAUCAUUUAAAACAUUUCAGUGAUAGUUAUGGCUUCCUACUAAUGAACUGCAUAUCACUUUAUAUCAUUGAGUCUACUUUAUAUACACUUAUGAAUACCCCUGAAGGUUUUGAGAGAAGCAAAUCUACAAAGUACAGCUGUGUUACAUUCCUCUUGUAGAUGACAUGACUACACUGGAGGCAGCACCAUUGAACUGUCAGUUUUACAGAAACUGUUUAGAACAUCAGUUUGGCAACAUGCAUUUUUACCAUCACUUAAUAAUUAACGGUACUUUCCCUGCCCUCUUCAGAGUAUUUGUUUUUUUUAUUUAACCAAUGUGAAUCAUUAAUGUCUAUCCUGGAAAUAUGGAGUUGGAGUUGUUCCAGAGUGAUGUGAAGGUAGCAGGUGUUUUUAUUAUUCUGUCUAUGGUUAAUUUAAAUCUGAUGCCACUGAAAAAAAUCAUUUAUUAUUGUGUGAAUAAUGUACAAAUAGUGAAAGCAAAGCAAACUUUGGGUUUGAAAUUGAGCCAGUCUUGACCUAGACCCAAGCGAGUGUCUGAUGUGUCUGGGUUGGGACAGGCUUGGUAUCGGGACGCUCUCUGCGUGUAUAUUAGUUUGUUAAUGGGAGAGCUGACAGAGGCAGAACCGAUUAGAAAACCCUUCUCAAGACAUUGAUCUCAUUCAAUUCACUGCUUGACACACUGUCAGUAAAUGUAUCUGAUGGGUAUUUUCGCAGAAUCACAGCAUAGUAGCAUUUGUGUUAAUUUAAUGUAGGGUCUUCUAAUGAUAGCUUUCCAUGUUGCUCUCACUGACUGAAAUUCAGUUUGUUUGAUAACAUUUGUAAUGGCUGAUAUCUCCUUUUUUUUUAAAAAAAAACUUACAGUAGGUAAAUCUUUUUUUCAGAUGGGUUUCACUACAUUAUUAAUGCAGUGUUUCACGGUUUUUUGCGUUCAUUCUUCUGUCUCGAGUUCUCUUUGGGGGCUUUUACUUGCAAAUAGGUUGGAGGGGAAAGGGUCAGAGGUCCUAGGGUCAAGGGUUAGAGCUCAUACAAGACUGUAACUAGUGAAUUUGUACAACCAAAGAAGUCUAUUUUGUGGUUCAGGAAUAAUAAAUUUUACUUUUCAUUUAAGAAGCUGA
Messenger RNA from Acanthopagrus latus (yellowfin seabream), 8773 nucleotides. RefSeq names its product scribble planar cell polarity protein (gene scrib). The transcript is spliced from 45 exons. Lineage: Eukaryota; Metazoa; Chordata; Actinopteri; Spariformes; Sparidae. Gene Ontology annotation, cellular component: adherens junction; postsynaptic density; postsynaptic membrane. Gene Ontology annotation, biological process: neurotransmitter receptor transport postsynaptic membrane to endosome; neurotransmitter receptor transport, endosome to postsynaptic membrane. The coding region runs from base 1198 to 6864 and encodes 1888 amino acids. The record is from RefSeq and is a predicted model, not a curated record. Gene Ontology annotation, molecular function: protein binding.